This is a messenger RNA of Coprinopsis cinerea okayama7#130, 606 nucleotides long. RefSeq lists its product as hypothetical. The record is from RefSeq and is a predicted model, not a curated record. The coding region runs from base 1 to 606 and encodes 201 amino acids. Lineage: Eukaryota; Fungi; Basidiomycota; Agaricomycetes; Agaricales; Psathyrellaceae. The transcript has 5 exons.
AUGCCUCUCUUCGGAUCUAGCAAGCACAAAGAGGAAGCCCCUCGUCGAACAGAUCUCCGACGUGACCAGGGGUUCACUGACCCAGCCACCACCCACAACAGUGCGAACCAACCUCCUCUUCCUCCCCGUCACGGAGGAACCGGUCACGCCCAGCCCGGUCACCAAGCGGUAGGUGAUACCAACUACACCGGUCAAAACUUCGGAUACAAUGAUAAUGCCAAUCGUGCCAACUACACCGGUACCGCAGGGUCCGGUCCUGGAAACGCUAAUAUCCCCGGCGUCCCCCCUGCGGCCCACCACUCCGGAGGCAGAGCAAGUGGUGCAGCUGGGCCAACUACCGGGAGCGGGGGCGGGGGCGCCGGCCAACGCAUGACAGGCAAAGUCGAGGAGGCCAUUGGUACGGCUUUCAACAGCCAAUCCAUGCAGGCCAAAGGCCUUGAAAAGCAACGGGAAGCUGAUUUGGUGAAGAUGCAAGGAGCGGAAUUGGCAGAGGCGGAAAGGUUGGAGAGAGAAGCACAGAGGCAUCGAGAACGUGCCACUGCUCCGAUGGGGCAUGGUCCGCACACCAAUGACACGCAGUUCGGUGGAGGAAGAGACCGCUUCUAA